Messenger RNA from Lymnaea stagnalis (great pond snail), 26375 nucleotides. NCBI's taxonomy places the organism in Eukaryota, Metazoa, Mollusca, Gastropoda, Lymnaeidae. The record is from the annotation of a GenBank genome assembly.
UGUCCACCAUCUUCGUCAUUGAUAGAAAUUAAAGACAACACCAUUGUAUUUCUUUCAUUAAGUCUUGAAGGCUGUUAUAUAGGUUUGUUAUAGUCUAUGGAUAUUUUUACAUAACACUAAGUAAUGUGAUUUAAAAAUAGGUAAAAGACUGUUUAAAUUUGUAUCCGUAUAUAAAUGAUCUCUUGCUGAUAAUGACAUUUUACUGUUUCGAUUUUUGUAAUUCUUAAUUCUUCAACUCAUGUCCAAAUCUAGUUCUAGCAAUCAGCAAUCUAUUCUGACUAGUUUGGGCACCUCAGUUUAUAAAACACACAACCUACUUAUCUGACUACUGUCUAAGAAAUGUGUCACUCAUCUGAACCGAGUGCUGUCCUAGGGUCUAAGCCAGGCCUUAAAUUUAAUUAAUAAAUAUAAUAUGUAAAAGUAAAUAACCAUAUAAAUAAGUAAUUACUUUAAUUAGUCACAGUGUAUGACUCAUAGUCAUACUUAAAAUUUAAAACCGUAAUAAAGUAGGUACUUUGUAAUAAAAAAGUCAAAAAAUUAUCAAAGUAAUAUAGUAUUAGUAUAAUAGUGCAAACUUUAAAUGAAAAAAGUAAACCUAAACUAAAUCAACUUUCUAUUUCUAUCUUUAACUUAAGUCUUUUAGUGUCUGAGCUAUGAAUUUACUAAGUAUGACUUCGCUUGUCCUUUUUUAACAUGAACCGCAUCUCCACAUUCUGUGAUGCAAUUCAGCUGUUGGCGUCGUGAGCUAUAAAAAUAAAACUCUUGUUUUAAUGUACCGGUAAUGAUAAUUUACAACUUUUAUUUUCAGAAUUAAUGCUGUACUGUAUUAAAAAAUAAUUUUAAUAAUGUUAUAGUUAUACAAUUAUAAAUAAAUCGUAACUUAUCUAACCAUGCAUUAAGUAUAUCAGUAAAGUAAAAGUUUAAUAUAAUAAUGUAUUGAUAUAUGGCUUUUCUAUUAUAAAAUCUACAGCAUCCAUUAUACCGGUUUAUACUAUAUAGUCUAUACAAGGCAAUGCAUCCCCUCAUUACUAAAAUACUGUUUGGGGCUACUUAUUUUGAACUUUCAACUUUGGCACAUGACUAAUUAAUUAAAGCUUUCACUGACCAAUGGCAAUGGUUCAAAGUUUUUGCAGAUGGUAAACUCUUAUAAAUUGAAUUCUGAGAUAUUACUACAGUAUAGCCAUUAUCAUUCAUUAUGCAAGUGGCUGUGAAUGGUUGCCAAUGACAAGGGAAAAUUAUGAUCAUUUAUAAUAUGGUCUCUAACCGGUUUUCAAAGCUCAAAUUAAAAUAUUCCAUGUUAAAUGUCUUCAAAAUUCAUCCUGAAACACAAGUUAUCAAAAAUUUUGAUGUAUAGUGAUAAUAAUUGAAUAUUUCCUAAGCUAAGUAUCAGUGUCUUCCGCCAUUUAAAAGUGGGCAUAGUCACUAAUCCAAAAUGGCCUCUAACGCGACCUUUUCAUAAUGAGGUCUAAAUUGAGGAGAAUUGUGAAAAUGUUUUAUGAGCUGGCACAAUGAAAUGUUGCAUACAUGUACCUCAAUAUACUUUGCUGGCAUCCAAUUAGUAUGAAAGACAUACUUAAAAUAUUUUGAUAAAGUUUUUACAUUGAAAGAUGCCUUAUAUUGACAUACGAUUUUGCUCAAUUAAAGUUGAUAUAAACAACAAAAAAACUCAAUGUCAAUGCCAGUCAACAUGUCUCCUAAUGUGAAAGGGCAGAGACCUUAAGUAUGGGCCAAAAAGGACUCCUGUAUUAUUAAAAUUACACUCACAUAAAAAAAUAAAAAAUUGGAUUCCAUUGCGCAGACGCCUAUUUCCAAUACAAAUUACGUAGCCCUUUUGCCCUUCAAAAUUUGUAUGGGAAUCGGUGCAGCCGAAUGUGAUUUUUUUAGUUUUUGGACAUUGGUGUUUUUUGAUUGAUGAAGAAAGGGCUAUUUCUUCAUAAAGAUGGGGUAGUCAACCACAUGUUCACAGUAGUGGACAUCUUGGGCAACAUUUCGGUGUCAUUUUUGCCUUUUCAAUCAACCACAAUAGUAGAGAUUCUUAGGGAUAUAUAACAUCUUUCCCUAAAAAUGUUUUGAAGAAGUUCAAAAUCUAUGUCUUUCACAUUAAAUCUUCCUCAGCAUUAGAUUAUAGAUUUAUGUAUAUGUGUAGCCUGAAUAUUGACUUAGGGUAAGCCUAAUAAUCAAUAGGAUGUUUCAGCUAAUAGCCUUCAUAAUCAAAAGCAACAGAGAAUAAAAUCAGAACUUAUUCAGAAGAUUUUCAACUCCCUAAUUUUAUUUUAACAUGCUUGUGAUAGCAUUUUUUGUUAAAGAUUGCUACAAAAUGGUUAAAUCCUGGAUUUUUUCCCCAAUUAAAACACUAUUCAAAAUAACAGUACUGGCAAUUAUGAUCUGAGAUAAAGAUAUCAAGUUUAUUCAUUAUUGUAAUUCCAAGUUUAAAAAUGUUUCGGAUAUAACUUUUUGUUCCAAGUAUUUCAUAAAAUCAAAAUAGAAAGAAUUACAAACUUUUUGUUUGCCUAAUACUCAUCAUACUGAUUACCAUAAGAGUAAUUUAUUUCUUUGAAUCACUUCCUUGUUGGUGAUUAAUAUAAGACCCCUUUCAAGAAACGGUUAAUAAAAAAAGUAUAAAUAUAACUUCAAGUAUUCUGAAUAGGAAAUGAUGAAUAAAAUAGGAAGCAUCAUAGGGAUGAUGUCAUUUUUUUUUUUUUUAUCCAUUGAUUUUCAAUUCAGUUAUUUUCAUGAACACAUUGUGUUUAAACAUUUUCACUGAAGCUUAAAGCAAAAUAGUUCACUUAAAAUUUGCAAAACAUUUAUUUUCAUCAUUGCUUGAAUAAUUUAGAUGGGUAGGUUAAUUAUUAAAAUAAGGGAAAGACUAUUGAAAGGUGUGUGAUAAAUUUAAUAUGCCUGUUUUCAUUUAAUUAUUCUGCAGCUUGAAGCAAGGGGACGGUGAGAGGCUAAAAAUAAAGAAUGGAACUGUUGUCAUCUUUUCAAGAGAUAAAGGGUUAGCUUCACCCUGGAUCGUAUAUUUCAACCCCGUCGGACGCCCUCAAAAAAACGAGACAGUGAUGGCUUAUCGGCAUCAUCAGGGGCGUCACGAGGGUCAGAGAAAAACAAGGCCAGCUCAACAUUCUCACUGUCACGUCUGUUACCAUCUCGCAGGCGGUCUAAGUCUCGACUCAGCUUAGAUUCGGAGCCAUCUAGAUCAGAUGGUGGAGCAUGCGGCACCCAGGUGUCGCCACCACAUUCAACCGGCAAUGUCCAUUCAUCACCAACUCCACCAUCAGCAAGCAUAUCUCAGCCUAUUCCAUCAGUGCACCUUCAAUGUUCCAAUAAUGCCCAGAGUGAAACCUGCUUCACUCUUGAAAGUAUCCCAUUGGAGAAGAUUGUUCUCGAAGAAGUUUCAACAGACUCGGCCAACGGAGAAUGUGGGAAUUCAUCCCAAGGGGAGGAGAAAGGGGUUGUGUUGGUGGAGUGCCCUGUGUGCCUUGUAGAGAAAUCAAAAGAUUUCUUCUUUGAAUUUUCCACAUGUCAUCACAGAUGUUGCUCAAGUUGUCUUAGAGAAUAUUUUAGAGUAAGUAAUUUUCUUUCAUUUUUUUAAAAUUAAAUAGCAGCGAUUUAAAAGAAAAUAAAUUUGUGAUUGUGGCAGAUUGGGCUCAGUCAGGGGUGCCACUUUUCCGGGUUAUCCCGGAAUUCUGGAUUCGUGAGUCUAAAUAUUUUUCAGUUCCGGAUUCGCGAGUUUUUAUAUUCUCUCAUUCCGGAUUCGCCAGUUCAAUUUAUUCAAAUACGGAUUCUGUCUGGGUUUAAAAGAAAAAAAUCAAAGUGUAACAGAAUUCGCGAAAAACCUUGAAAAUGGACGUAAAUCGCCGAUCACGUCUAUUUUUAGCCUUUCUGUUGUCAGAGCGCUAGUGAUUUCCCCUCGCGCAUGCGCUUUGAGCUUUACACUACUUGUUUCCAGUACCGUACUACUUCGAUAGACCAGAAAUAUUUAUUUUCUGUUCACGUCACCGAUCAAGAGAUAUUUGAAGUGUUUGGGUAAGCAGAGUGUAAAAUUUAGUAAAUAAUCUUGCAAAAUCUUUUUAAUUUAGUUUUAAAUUGUUGGGUAGCCACUAUCACAAAUAGAAAACUACUCGUCCAAGCGUUGCCUAACAAGACUAAGCUUAGCGUACUUUGUUAUGUUUUACUGUAUGCAGGCUACAUGUAUUUUUUUUUUAUUAGAAGAGCUAAGCGUCGUUUACCUUUUUAAAAAAGACUUCUUAAGUUAACUUUACAUUUAAUUACGGAGUAAGCCUUCUAAUUUUGAUUAGACUAAUAUGUUUAAGUUAUUUUUAUCCGUUCUGUAGUGAGCCUGACAUAACUGUACUUAGUGAGUCUUUAUUUAUUAGUUAUGCGCGCCUGUGUUCUGACUCUGGGUAUACUUUAGUAUUUAUUAGUCUUUACAAUUUACAGUAAUUCUACUAUUAAGUCUAUUACUAAUUUAAUUAUUCAUAAUGCUCUGUAUUGCUGUAGUUUAUUACUGGUAUAAUAUAGUCUAUAUUUUUUAUUAUCUAUGCCUUACUAUAAAUUAUAAAUCUAAUAUGAUAAUAUAUUUUAUUUUGUUUCAAUAUUCAGGAUCUAGGCUCAAUAAAAUAAUGUAAUGCCCAACAGUUCCUUUAACUUAAAAGAACUGAUGGGCAUUGCAGUUAGCCUACAGUCUACAAUUGGCAAUCAUGAUUAAAUAAUUCAUCAAUGAAUACUAUGCUGGAAAUAUUGAUAUGAAGUAUUCAAGGGGAGAUUGUCUGAGUCAAUCAUCUGAUGAUACCAGCUUUAUCACCUAUCUUAGGUUUCCACUUCUGUAACUUCUCAAUUUAUGAAAUUUAUGUGUCAAACUAUGAAACUCUCACACUUGGGAUAUUUUAUAGAGACUAAUCACUAAAGUAUGUUGACUCAAACUAUCCAUUUUCAUCAUUAAAGAAGAGAACAUGAACUCCAUAUAAGAAAAUAUGCUUUCCACUUGUGGUAGCUAUACAUUUGUUCCAAAAUGCCCAGGGAACACAAUGCAAAAGUUGACUUUUCAAGUCUAAGUAAAUUGAAAAAUUGUUACUGCAAAGAAAUUUAAUAAAUAUUUACAUGUAUACACCUUAAUUGUUUAAUUUUGUUCAUUUGUGAUGUAUCUCAAUGUUUUAUUUGACAAUUUCCUGGUUGUUUUUAUAUUAUUCAACAAAAAUGCCGCAUUGCGAUAAUCAGGAAUUUUGAGUUUCAUUAAGUUUCAGGGAUUGAAAAAUUUGUAAAUGAAGUUUCAGGUUUCAAGAAAUUUUUAGAAAGGGAUUUCAGGGUUCACCGCUUUCAGUGAGUGGCACCCCUGGGCUCAGUGUUUAAUGCAUGUUCUUUUUUUAUAUAUAUAAAACAAAUUUAAUGAGAUUUUUAAACAAUUUUCCUGCACUAGGUCACCAAAACCAAAAUAGGCUGGGUUUCUUUUUUUGUGUAAUUGUACCAGUUACAAAUGCCAAUAAAUCAACUUUUGAUUUAAAAAUAAAAAGCAAAGGCUAUCAUCAAAAAUACUUCAAAAAAGUUUUAAACCAACCAUUAGUUUACAAAUACAGGUUAUGUUUUAUAUCAAUUGGUUUAUUUUAAUAAAUUCAUUGUCUUAGAUAUAAUUUUUUUAGUAAAAGUUUUUUGCUCACUUUUUAAACCAUCGUAUAUUUCAAGUUGAUCAGUAGCCAAGUAGGUAACAAACAGCCUUCAUGUAUAACACCAUUUCAAAAAUAACAUUUUUAGAUUGAGAUAAUGGAAUCUCGCCUUGCGAUAGCCUGUCCUGAGUGCUCAGAGUUGUUCCACCCUAAUGACAUUCGUGCCGUUGUUCAAGAUGAUGUUCUCAUGCAGAAAUAUGAAGAUUUUAUGCUCAGACGUGUGCUGGCUAUGGAUUCUGAUACCAGGUGGUGUCCAGCUCCUGACUGUGGGUAAGUCAAAAUUAUCUACAAAUGUUAGUCCACCAACUAUAGUUGAAAGUGGACAAGGUAAUUGUUUAGCUCAAAGAAACAUAAUGGUUACAUUUUUGCUGGCUCUUCUGCUUUAAUUAGUAAAAACUUUUACCAUCAACAUUUUGCAUUUCUCAUUCUCCACAAAAAGUUUCAAGUGACAUAGCAGAUAUAUAUAUAUAUAUAUAUAUAUAUAUAUAUAUAUAUAUAUAUAUCUAUAUCUAUCUGUGUGCGUUGGGUAUAGUCAAUGUCAAGACUGCUCAAUGUUGAUGCAUUAUGCUAUCUAUUUUGUAUUUCUCUUUCUCCACAAAAAGAUUCAAGUGACAGAGCAGAUAUAUAUAUAUAUAUAUAUAUAUAUAUAUAUAUAUAUAUAUAUCUAUAUCUAUCUGUGUGCGUUGGGUAUAGUCAAUGUCAAGACUGCUCAAUGUUGAUGCAUUAUGCUAUCUCUUUCUUACAAUUGUCCUUGACAGUUACGCUGUUAUUGCCUAUGGGUGUGCUGGUUGUCCAAAGUUGAAGUGUGAAAGAGACGGGUGUGAUACCUACUUCUGUUACCAUUGUAAGCAGUACUGGCAUCCUAACCAGACAUGUGAUGCAGCAAGAGCUGAGCGGUCCCCAAACAAUCGGUCAUCAUCUGUUAGCUAUAGUCAAGAGUCCGGUGCUCAGAGUAAGAGCUGGUUUAAAAAUUGUUGUUGUUGAAUGUGGCUUUACACCCUUUUAAUGGUUAUGAAAAUAAUUUGAUUAUUAGUAUAAAUACUAGUAUUUCAUUCCCCUGGUUUUUCAAGAAGUCAUACUAUGUGAGACCUGUUACUAAAUUUUAAAAUUAAUCAUUAAUCAGGAAACGUGUUAUGGUGAAGCUUUGUGAGAUUAAUUAAUUAAAGCAUUGUUGUUGAUACACAGUUAUCACCAUCAUUUGGGAAUCGGAGUUAAAAUGUUUUAAAAUUUGGAUCAAUUCAAGGCAAAUUCACAAGGUUAAUUACUUAAACUUUUAUCAUUUAAACAGAUAUUCACCAUAGCCCCUUGGCUCUUUUUUUUUUUUUUUUUAAAAAAAGAUCCCUGCCGUAUUUAUUGUUUUAUUACUUUGUGUGGCUAUUGAAAGAAGCAAGAAUGUUAAAAUUAAAUGAUUCUUUUUUCAAACUUUUUAGAUAUUCACCAUAGCCCCUUGGCUCUUUUUUUUUUUUUUUUUAAAAAAAGAUCCCUGCCGUAUGUAGUGUUUGAUUACUGUGUGUGGCUAUUGAAAGAAGCAAGAAUGUUAAAAUUGAAUGAUUCUGUUUUCCAACUUUUCAGAUGAGAUCAAAUCCUGCCCUCGCUGUGGUGCCUUCAUUGUCAAGAUGGAUGAUGGUUCCUGCAAUCACAUGACAUGUGCCGUGUGUGGUGCAGGUUUCUGCUGGCUGUGUAUGAAGGAGAUCUCAGAUCUUCAUUACCUAAGGUACUGAUCUUCUCAGAUCUUCAUUACUGUUACAGAUGCAUCUGCAUGAACAUUUGAAUUUGAUAAAAGUAACUUAUGCUUAAGUUGUGGCAAAAUGGAUUUAGUUUUCUGGAUGUGACAUCACAAGAAAAGUCUCACAUCAAUAAUAUUAUUUAAAUUUAGCAUUUUUCUUGAUGAUGGCCAAACACUUCUACAUCUAAAUUGAUAUGAUAAAUCUUAAUUGGAAAGUGCGCACAUUUUUCAAUGGAUCCAAUUUUAAAUUUUUUAUCUUGUUAAUUAAUCUAAUUAAUCUCUGGCAAAUGUAUAUAACCUGCCAUCCGUUUCCUUUGCUAAUUAAUCUCUGGCAAAUGUAUAUAACCUGCCAUCUGUUUCCACAGUCCAUCUGGAUGCACAUUUUGGGGGAGAAAACCCUGGAGCAGGAAGAAAAAGAUUUUGUGGCAGCUGGGAACGCUGGUGGGAGCUCCGGUUGGAAUAACAUUGGUAGCUGGAAUAGCUGUGCCGGCUAUGAUUAUAGGAAUACCUGUUUGGGUGGGCCGUAAGGUAAAUAGUUAUGACGUUUAGGGUUGUUGCUUGGUCAGUUAAUCCCUUUGAAUUUAUUGAUAAUCUGUCAUGUUUUGUUUGUUUUGUAAUGGGUUUUUUCCCAAACCUAACUGGUAAAGUUAUGACAUCGCUAUACUUGGAAAUGUAAAGUCAUCUAGAGGAGAAUUUUUAAAUAAGGUCAAUUUGUCAGGAAUAAUUAUUUUGUUCAUUUUUUGGUUUUAUUUUGUUAACAUUUAGCAUUUGGGACAUGCUAAUAAUCAAUACAAAGAUAAAAAUUGAUUGCAAGAUUUUGUUGAGCUGCACACAGAUGAGAUAAAGGGAUUUCCUUUUUUUUUUUUUUUUUUUCCAGAUUCACUAUCGAUUUGAAGGAACUUCCAAACAUAAAAGGAACCUAGCCAUAACUGGAGGGGUGGCUGCUUCAAUUUUAGCUGCACCUAUAAUAGCUGGACUAGCUGUUGGUAAAUGAUUGUGUUAAUUAUAUAAAAUCUUAAUUCUUGUUAUUUAUUAUUACAGUGAAUUAAUAUCUAACAAAUAGAGUUUUCAAUUGUACAUUUCUUCUGAUUUUUAAAUGAGUUGUAUAUUAUAUCUUGCAUAGAGACUGCAUCUCAAAGGAGAUAUUAGAUAAAAUGAUUAAGGCAGUCUUUUUACCAAUCUCAAAGCAACACAUUUUGACAACUGAAAAUUAAUGUUAAGAACUGAAUUUUUCUAAAUUUUUGGAACAUUAAAAAAAUCUAUUUGACUAGUGUUUUGUUGUUUGAUGUGAGCUCAUUUAGUUGUCAUUAAAUCUUUUUGGGAUCCCUUGAGCGGGGAAGUGGGGGGGGGGGGGGGGGGGGGGGGGGGGGGGAGUUUAGUCAGUAUAACCCAUGCUCAACUGAUUAUAUAGAUAAAAUUCUUUAACACAAAUAUAAUAAAAUAAUAUUCUUAUGCUUAGUUUUAUAAACUGUUAUAAAAUUAUUUAUGAUAAAUAUAACAAAUUCUUUAUCUCAAAUUCAAACAUUUUUUUUUACUUAUUGAUUUGUUUUAUUGUUGUUUUUUUUACAUAUUUUUAACAUCAUUAUUUUGUACCCAUUGUCAACAUCAUUAAGAUUUCUGACCUUCAUUUUCUCACCUAAGGUAUAGGUGUGCCCAUACUGUUGGCAUAUGUUUAUGGUGUUGUCCCAUUCUCUCUUUGUCGAAGUGGGGGCUGUGGUGUAACAACUACAAACACAGGUGGUGUACGGUUUGAGUUCGAUGAACAUGAUGAGAACAACACCCAUGGGCCUUACAGCACUGCAGGUAAAUUUAUCCCAUAGAUUCUAGACUGUGUUUGCUGGGACUGCACCAUGCAGUAAAUGCCAUUGAACGUCUAGGGACUCUGCUCCCCAGCCUGGUUAACUAAUUAUAAGAGGGUAGGAAUGCGAUAAAGCUUUUAAGUAGAUUAAUGAAACACAAUUUGUGUAACUAAAACUGCACAAAGUGUAAGUUGUAUUAUUUGCAGACAACGUACUAAUUUAAUGUUUUGACUAAUGCCUUCGGUGCUACAGCAGAAUAACAGAAAAUAUGCCAUUUAAAUUCUACAUGAUAUCUAUACAUUUCAGCAAACUCCAUAUCUGCAAAAAUAUUUGCUCUAGUGCCUUAUCAUGCUUUUUACAAACAUGUUUUUUUCUAUGGCAGAUUGAGAGAUGGUUCAUGUCUGUUGAAUAUCUACAGUAGAAAACAUUGUCCACUGAUUAUAGUUUAAUCUGUUGGAUAGUUUUUUUCCUAUUCGAACAGUUUUAUAAAUAUCUAGCACAUAAAUCUAAUUAUUGUUUCAUCUUUAUUUCCAGGUGACAACCAUAGUCUAGAGACAGCCCCUAAUGUUGCCAACCCUAGCAUAGCCACCAGCAUUGGUGAGACUAGCCUUGGCAUGACCAACAGGUGGGCUGUUGUGGAACUGUCUUACUUAAAUUGGAUAUGCUUGGGCCAAAUCAUUGUUGAAAUAGAGGUUUAGAGGUUUGGUUUCCUUGCAAAUAAGGUCCACAUCAAUUAUUUAUCCCUUGUGAAAAAGAAAUGUACUUCUAGGUCAACAUUUAACUUUUUAAUUUGUAUUUGAUAAUUUAAAAUUCACAGGGUAAAAUAUUUACACUAAAAUUUAUGACAUCACAGAGUCUUGCAUCCUUAAUUUUGUAUCUGGCUAUCUAUGAAAUGAUACAACUUUAGAAAUAAUUAAGUAUUGCACUUCAGAAAAAUAGGUUAAACUUUUUAAUAAAAUUUUAAAAACUUAUUAAACUUUUAAUAUAAAAUAACAAAACAUUUGUAUAAAUAUUGAUUGUUACCCUAAGCCUUGAAAUGAUCCAUAAUUUCUUCAGCUUGAGUGCUAGCGGCAGCCACAUUGACAGGGCAGGCAUACUACGUGAUGACAGUGACAGGGAUUCAUCCAGCCAUAGAGCAAUAGCCGGAAAUAGCAUCAAUGGGAGUCUAUGUAGUGCCACAUAUGGAGCACAGCACCACAAGUAAGUGUCCUUGAAACAAGGUGGUCAUGUUGUACUGAUAGGAGCACCCGGUGGCCUUGUGAGUAGUUGGUUAACCCUUUAUGGGGCAGAGGUACUUCCUCUUGCAUCUCCUGAACAGGCACCACUUCUCCGGUUUUUAGUAAGAUUUAGGGUUACGUUAGUUUUAAAAAAUCAAAUCUAACGUGUUAGUCAACAAAUUUUUGUGAAAUAAAAGCGAAAUAAAGGAAAAUGAAUGCAGAUUUAUAAUUGUACUCACAUGUUGCCAUUAAUCCUCAUAUGGGCACAAAUAUUUGCAAAAAACAACACAUUGUUUGUGAUUGUGAGUCAUCUAUUCACUAUUGAGAAACACUGCCACAAAAGCGAAGUUUGUAAAAUUCAACAUUGCUUUCUACGCUGAUUUCACUAAUAUUACUAAUAAUAUUAAUAUCUAGUUCCAAUUUACAGUCCAUUAGUGCACUUCAAUGUCACUUAAAAUGGAAUCCAGCGAAAUCUCUGGUAUCACUUGAAUAAUUGGCAAAUAAUCGGCAAAAUCCACUUCGAAAAAAAAAAAUUUUAACCUUUAAAACUACACACAAAAAAAUCAAUUAAAUACUUGUAACUGGCGCCCACUCUAUCCAGCUAUCGGAAAAACCAGAUGUAAUCAAUAGGAAGUCUCGGAGUUCACGAGUUUAUAACUCUAUGUUGUCACGGACGCUUUUGGACGUUUUGCCCGUUCAGAAUUGAGACUUUUCGGCCGCUCUGCCGGGGGGGGGGGGGGGGGGGGUUAAAGUUUAGAGAGAACCAGAACUGAUAAAGAGUUGAUAAUUUCUAAGUAUAAAAAGUUUUCCAUCUUGAAUAUUUAAUAUUUAAUAAGUGAUCUAAACUGAUAAAGAGUUAAUAAUUUCUAAGUAUAACAAGUUCUCCAUCUUGACUAUCUAAUGUUUAAUGAUUGAUCUGCUGCUGUUUAAAAAAGAAAGUCAAUAGGCACUCUGAAAUAUAGCUAAGGUAUUAUAUGGAGCACAGCUUGAAUUAUGUUAUCCGUUCAAAACUUUGAUAAAUAUCCUUCAAUUUGAAACCAAUCCCUUUGUUGCAUUCCAAAAACUUUCAUUAGAAGUUGAACAAGUUGCUGUCCAUCAUAUUAAUUACAAAUUAGACUGCUAUCCAAGUCCAACACAUUAGAAUUUAGAUUGAUAUCCAAGUCCAACACAUUAGAAUUUAGAUUGAUAUCCAAGUCCAACACAUUAGAAUUUAGACUGAUAUCCAAGUCCAACACAUUAGAAUUUAGACUGAUAUCCAAGUCCAACACAUUAGAAUUCAGACUGCUAUCCAAGUCCAACACAUUAGAAUUCAGACUGCUAUCCAAGUCCAACACAUUAGAAUUUAGACUGAUAUCCAAGUCCAACACAUUAGAAUUUAGAUUGAUAUCCAAGUCCAACACAUUAGAAUUUAGACUGAUAUCCAAGUCAAACUCAUUAGAAUUUAGACUGCUUUCCAAGUCCAACACAUUAGAAUUUAGACUGAUAUCCAAGUCCAACACAUUAGAAUUUAGACUGAUAUCCAAGUCCAACACAUUAGAAUUUAGACUGAUAUCCAAGUCCAACACAUUAGUAAUUAAACUAAUUUCCCCCCAAAAAUGUUGUUUCCAGACUAGAAGUUCAUGCAGACAUAUCAGAGCAUUCAGCUCACUGUGAGAGGUCCAGUGUUGGUGGGGAGUCAUACAGUAUGUCACUCAAUGAUGAUGCAAGCACCCGAGCACUGGCAGGGUCAAUAGUCUCUCCAAAGUGAGUGGUUAUCACAGGGCUGUCUUGGUUUUCGCAUGGUUGUUUUUAUUAAUUAUAUUUGAGUGAUAGAGCGCCAAGAAUAUUGCAUUUCAUUCUUAUCUUUCAGUUUUUGAACUGACCUCCUCAAUUUUGUUAUGCAUCUACAAAAAUUAAAUUAAUAUUUUUUCUUACCAUAAGGCUGUUUAAGGUGGUCCACGGGUGUAAAAAUGGAUAGUUUGGAUAUUUGUAUCCCAAAUGAGCUUCUCCUAGCUUGGCCUCUUAUUCUUAUGAGCACUUUACUGCUAAGGGUUUUCUUUAAGAUAUAGUUUUAAGUUGUUUUAAAAGUGGUACGGUAAGACCACAUUUCCAGGAACAUAAAACUGGUGAAGACAAAAUCUGGCUUAUUAGACCUUAGUGACAUGUAGUUCAGACCUGUUUACUCUUACCAUUUUGAGGUGUAUACAUUAUAUAUACUGUAUGUUUAUUUUUUUACUAAGAUAAUGUAUUGAACGAUUUUGUGAUGAUGUACGAUUUUAAGAGUUUGACAGUAAACAGGACUGGUAGGUCUACAACGCUACCUACACGUAUUUGGUAUCGACGAAAGAGUAGCUGAGCCAGAAGGCUGUGGCGUCAUAAUCAAAUAUGGCUAAAAUAAGCUUCAAAGUUAUUCCGUAGUUAACAAUUGAAUUUUAAACUUUCUGAUUGGUCGAGGCAUUGACCCCUUGACCUUUUCUUGUUCUGUGAAGCUCAUUGGUCAAAUAAAUUAAAAUUUGACCUGGAUAGAUUGUUUUCUACCCACAUUCCAAUUCUACUUCCGCUAUGGGUCUAAAAAUAUGAUUUUAUUUUUGGAUGAACUUUUUAUCGCUCAUUUCAAUCGAUGGACUUCAAAUUGACUCAAGAAAUCGAAUAUUUAGCAGUUUCAACCCAGUUUUUUGGAUUUACAUACCAUAUCAUAUUGUUGGUAAGUGGUUUCAAGCAUUUUAAAAAUAAAUGAUAUAAUUACACAAAAUAUAUAACAUUAUUUUUCUUUUUUAUGUAACUGUCGCAGUUUUCAGUAAUGAUGGAAGAGUAAUGCCAUGCCAUACCAAAAUUAUCUCUAACUCUAGUCUAGUCUAAACGAAACGUUGCUGCUCGUGCCCGCAGUAGGCAUUAAAUAUAUUGUUUUAAAAAUUAAUCUUAAAAUAUAGCAAAUCUGGGCUAUGCAAUUUUAUAUUUUGAUCUUUCUCCCUAAAUUUAUAAAAUUAAUUUUUAUUUAUGUCUAUCUUUUGAAAGUUUAAAAUUAUUUUGAAUCACAAUGUUAACAGAUUGACUUGGAAUAAAAUCCUAGAAUUUUUCAUUUCCUGUAAAUUAAUAGAGGCAUAAUAUUUGUUAUCAUCUCUAGGUGACCUGUUGGCAUCUCCUUGAACCAAAAGACUGGAAAGGAAAAGGAUCAUACCAUACAAGAGCAGUCAAGUUGCAAAGUAAAAAUAAAGUAUUUCUUGGUCCCUUCCAGGCGUCCAUUUUCCUCUUAUAGAGUAAGGAAUGAAUGCCUUUCUUGAUCAUACUCUCAUGAUAAAUUCUAUUCAAUCUGAUCAUGCUCUCAUGAUAGAUUCUAUUCAAUCUGAUCAUACUCUCAUGAUAGAUUCUAUUCAAUUUGAUCAUACUCUCAUGAUAGAUUCUAUUCAAUCUGAUCAUGCUCUCAUCAUAGAUUCUAUUCAAUCUGAUCAUACUCUCAUGAUAGAUUCUAUUCAAUCUGAUCAUACUCUUAUGAUAGAUUCUAUUCAAUCUGCCACUUCGGAGCUAUUUCACACACAUCACAACACGUCUGUUGUAUGUGAACAUUCAACUUUAACGGGUAUCACUCAGUGCUGAUAUCAUUACCACAUUGCUUCAGAUCUGUAAGUCAGAGCUGCAGUGAGUUACCUGAUCAGUACUGGACUUAACAAACAAAAAAACAUGGGCUGAAGGGGGAGAAGAUGAACAGUAUUGUUCAUUUAUUUCUUGACAUGAGUCAAAGUAUUAUUACUACAUGCUUCAAACUUUGCAAAGUUUUUACUAUUGUAUACCUAUUUAUCCCUACACUUUUGCCAAAGUAGCUAAUUGUUGUAAGCCCAAGUCUACGGCACUACGCCAAGCCUAAAAAACUACCAUUUCUGGAGUUUUAUCGUUUUUUUUGGUUUAUUUAAAAAAUAUAACUUAACAACCCCCUCAAAACAAAGGUUGUUUUUUUUUAUACAUCCUUAAUAAAAUGUAAUAAUGGACAAUCCGGGUGGGGGCUAAAAAUUUGAAAAAUCAUGCAUACAAGUAAUGCACUUUAUUAGAAUCCGAAGUUGUGCCCUCCCAACCCCAAAUUUUUGUCAUGCCCCUGAACUUUAUAAAUAUUCUAAUUCCCAUAUGCUUUUACACAGCAGAUUUAUUUCACCAAAAAUAUUAGAAAAACAAAACUUGCAGUAUUUUUUUUAAAAGAAUAUUUAAGCCGGUUAUUGGAAAUUUCAUUUUAUCUUGCCCAUGAAAAAAUAGGAAAAACUGAUUUUGGUUGGUUGUGGUGUGGGUCUGAAAAUGUGAUAGAAUGCAUUGUCACCUGCAACGAGUCUAUGUGCCAAGAUUCAGCUCGAUAGGUUGAAGGGAAGUGGGUCCAUUAGCGGUCUGAAGAUUUUGCCAGUUGGCCACCCAGCCAGCUACCCACAAAUAUAAAGGGUUUAAAAAUUGGGGUCUUUGCAGUAAAAAGUUACCAUAAUUUUUUGUGUUUUUGAAUGACAACAGUGAAUGGCCUUUGCAGUUUGGGUCUCAAUGAGCCAAACAGAAUAUUUUUCUUUUGGAUGGUGGAUUAAGUAUUAUUAUUUAAAACUGCCAAUGUGUUGUAUAAGUUUUAGCUUAUUGAUUGGAUUUGGCAUCAUUGAUGUGCAUUAGAUUUCCAAGUGAUUGGAUCUGAAUUUGGCACCAAUGAUGUGCAUUAGAUUUACAAGUGAUUGGAUCUGGAUUUGGCACCAAUGAUGUGCAUUAGAUUUACAAGUGAUUGGAUCUGGAUUUGGCACCAAUGAUGUGCAUUAGAUUUCCAAGUGAUUGGAUCUGGAUUUGGCACCAAUGAUGUGCAUUAGAUUUACAAGUGAUUGGAUCUGGAUUUGGCACCAAUGAUGUGCAUUAGAUUUACAAGUGAUUGGAUCUGGAUUUGGCACCAAUGAUGUGCAUUAGAUUUCCAAGUGAUUGGAUCUGAAUUUGGCACCAAUGAUGUGCAUUAGAUUUACAAGUGAUUGGAUCUGGAUUUGGCACCAAUGAUGUGCAUUAGAUUUACAAGUGAUUGGAUCUGGAUUUGGCACCAAUGAUGUGCAUUAGAUUUCCAAGUGAUUGGAUCUGGAUUUGGCACCAAUGAUGUGCAUUAGAUUUACAAGUGAUUGGAUCUGGAUUUGGCACCAAUGAUGUGCAUUAGAUUUCCAAGUGAUUGGAUCUGGAUUUGGCACCAAUGAUGUGCAUUAGAUUUACAAGUGAUUGGAUCUGGAUUUGGCACCAAUGAUGUGCAUUAGAUUUCCAAGUGAUUGGAUCUGGAUUUGGCACCAAUGAUGUGCAUUAGAUUUCCAAGUGAUUGGAUCUGGAUUUGGCACCAAUGAUGUGCAUUAGAUUUACAAGUGAUUGGAUUUCGUAUCGUAAUAAUACCUUUGAAUUUGAAGGUGUUUUUUUUUUGUUAAGUUCACCUUUAUCAACAUAUUGAAGGGUAAGGGGCCAUCCAUUUAGUACGUAGGCACUGAAGUGGGGAUCCAAUUUUGCGUAAAUUUGGCGAGGGGGUCCAGGCAGACAGUACAUACAUUUAUUUAAAAUUCUGCAGUAAUCAUCUUGAAAUUUUGACAGUACAAAGAUUACCUAUUUAAUUAUCAAAGUAGAGGAAUUUGAUUUUGAUUUUUAACAUCGAAAACCUACGACCACUGUACUUUGUUAACUUAGUAAUAGUUAAGUAAUCUUCCCUUUUUUUUUAAAUCUACAAUAUAACACCAAGCCUUAUAAAUUUUAAAUAAAAUUAAAGUCCUAAAGUAUUUUAUUUAAAAAAUUUCAUAUUCACUAAUAAUAAUAGUACAAAAUUAAGAAUAAAUGCCAGUAUUUCAAUGUUCAUUGUUCAAAAUGUUCUUGAUAACCCUUGUUCCGCACUUCUUUGGCUCAGUCCUACGUCACCGCAUAGACUUGUUUUAUUUUAGCAUGUCUACCAUAUAAAUACUGAUACAAAUAGUAUAAUAGUCUAUAGUUAAUAAAAAAUAUGUCCAACAGCGCCUUUAAAGACUGAUGAUGGUUAGGAGAGCAACCAAGCUAAGCAUGUGAUCACUGCUACACUCUACUAGAUUUAUUGAUAGCAAGCAUAUUUGCAGGACAGUACUCACAGGCCAUCUGGAUGUGAAAAUGAAAAGACAAUCCUGUGUAUCCCCCACCUCAGGUGUCCACUUCUGGAACUUCCCAGUCAAGCUCUCAACACCCUGAUGACAGAGACUUUAUAGACACUAAAGUGGGUUUACUUGAACUGGUUUUUCUCCUCACAUGAAAAGACAUUGGCUCCAUCUAGGAAAAGAUGUAUUCUACUUGUGGUAACUAAAUACAUGUUCUAGAGUCCCACAGAGACAGGACACAGUGCUCUAUUUUUUUAAGACUUUGAAAAGCAAGUCAAAAAAGCCUCAACUCUUUUUCAAUAAACUGAUGAAAACUUGCGCAAAUGCUGGGAACUUUAAUAAAUAUAUGUGUGUGUGUACACAUUUAUUGGUUAAUUUUGUUCUUGUGUUUGGUGUUUCAAUAUUGUUUUCAAUUCUAAAAUUCCAAAUUGUUUUCCUGUUGCCAAAAAAGGCACCUAUUAUGCUGCAAUAGCCAUGAAUCUGAGUUCAGUAUGCCUAUCAGUCAAGCAAGUCUGUGCAGUCGGUGCUUUUUGUGCUUGCCCUAAGACCUUUUCUCAGUCUUAAGAAACAGAUCGGAGGACUAUAACCUGUAUAUUUAUUUGUGUUCACUUAUAUAAGUCGUCGGGUGGAUUUCCCGACACCAUUUGUAUUUUGACUGCCAUCCAGUCUCCCCCAUGCUUGCUUAUUUCUAUUAAUAUUCUUUACAUAAUGAUGGAUUGUUUUUUAACAAAUUUCUCAUAGGAAGAUUUGCAAAAAAAAUGUAUUGGUGUAUUUUAUUUAUUUUGCUCCUAGGGGUGAUUUUUGAAAAAUUGUGUUAAUAUUUUUUAUCUUUUCUGUCUGUUUUUUAAAUUCUUUUUUCAUUCAUGAACGGUAUAUGUACAUUGUGUAUGCAUUCUUUAUAGUUCUUGCGGCCUGAAUUUUAAAAAAAACACUCUUAAAUGUCUUUUUUCAUUUUCUCAAUUUUGCUUUUUUCAGAUUUUUGAUGGAUACCGAAUGUAUCAGAAGGAAAAGCGUUCUAGUCACAGACCUCAAACUUAACAUUCUUCUUUCUAUUGAUAUUUUAAACAUAACUAUCCUGGCUUUUUUAUAUCUCUUCAACAUAAUUUUUUAAAUUGUGUUUUUACAUAUCCUACCCCAACAAUUGGCCACAUUUUUAUGUGACCCCCACAUACAUGCCAUUAGCAGCUCUUCCAAUCAUUAUGAUACAGUGAGCCUCUCACAUACAUGCCAUUAACAGAUCUUCCAGUCAUUAUGAUGCAGCGAGCCUCUCACAUACAUGCCAUUAGCAGAUCUUCCAAUCAUUAUGAUGCAGUGAGCCUCUCACAUACAUGCCAUUAGCAGAUCUUCCAAUCAUUUUGAUGCAGUGAGCCUCUCACAUACAUGCCAUUAACAGAUCUUCCAAUCAUUAUGAUGCAGUGAGCCUCUCACAUACAUGCCAUUAACAAAUCUUCCAAUCAUUAUGAUGCAGUGAGCCUCUCACAUACAUGCCUUUUAUUAGAUCUUCCAAUCAUUAUGAUGCACUUCCAUAACAAAGUCUGAUUGUGAUAUUUCAAAACUACUUAGUUCUUAGCGUUCAUAACUUUUGCAUAACUCAAAUAAAAAAUCUAAAACAAAAAUUCAAAAUAAACGUAUGUGUUUUUUUUUUUAUUCUUUAUUUUUAUUUCACUUUUGUUCAUGGCUGGCUGUCAAAAUCUCAGGAUGGCUAAUUGAUUUGUUCUUCUGAAAUACCGGUAGUUGCUGUAAUAAAUCUGUGGCGUGAAAGCGGGUGGGACAUAAGAAUAUUUAUAUUUUAUAGCCAUUUUAAUUGUUUCUAUAGUAUAGUAGUUACUAUCCUAGUGUCUCAUUUUUAUUUUACUUAGUUUACAUGUUUUUAAUAAUUGUAAAGGGCUUAGAGCUUUAAGGUAAGGGCUAUAUAAAAAUGCCUAAAUAAAUAAAUAAAAUAAAAUAAUUCAAAAAUGCAUAUAAAGGAUUUAAAAGAAAAACUUUGAUUUUAGGGGUUCUAUAUUAGAUUCAUAUUAACUUCACUUUUGUUAGUGUUUUAGGGCACUUCACUUAACUUCACUUUUGUAAGUGUGUUAGGGCACUUCAUAUUAACUUCACUUUUGUUAGUGUGUUAGGGCACUUCAUAUUAACUUCACUUUUGUUAGUGUUUUUAGGGCAAAAUCUUCAGGCAUUUACUUGACUCACUUCCCAUCGACCUCUCAAGCUGAAACUUGGCACGUUGACAGACUCAUUGCAGAUGAAUCCCUAACAUAUUGUCAGCCCCACACCCCAACCCCUAAAAAUCAGCUUUUCCUGACUUUCAAGGGGAACAUGAAGGAAAUAUGAUGACACCUAUUUCACAAAAUAAAAUUCACCAUAACAGGGCUAAAUGAGAAAUUUUUUUUUUAAAUACUGUAUCACAAACAAGGGCAUUUGGUGCGUAAUAUUUUCUUUAGGUUUUUCUAAAAUUGUUGUUGAAAUAAAUCAGCGGUGUAAAAGCAGUGGGUCAAUAAAUCAGCUGUGCAAAAGCGGGUGGGUCAUUAGAAAAUUAAUAUACUUCAGGAGCGUGAAGAAAAAUUGUGUGGGGGGGGGCACUGAUUGUGAUUCUUAUAAAGUGCAUUACUUGUACCCAAUAUGCAUGUUUGGUCUAAUUGUUAGCGCCCCUCAUUGCUGGAGAUUACAUUUUAUAAGGGAUUUAUACGAACAUCUUUGUUUUUAGGGCGUGUUUCAUUUGUUUCACAUUUGGUCUAGUUUGUUCGUUACAAAAAUAUUUUAAAGUUGAGAAACAGAGGACAAAAAUUUUGACCCAUGGACCACCUUAAGAGAAAGCAGUUAGUAAUUGUCAUUAAAUUGUCAAUAGUUAUGUAAUGUCAUGUUGCUGAGGUUACGGUUUUUUUAAACUUCUAAUGCCAAAAAUUAGUUUACACUGACAAUAAAUUUGUUCCCUUUUUUUUGUCUUCUGUGUUUAGGGAUAAAGAUGGCAUUUCCCUUUGCUCCAGACAUUUUGAUGGUGCUUCAGGGCCGUUGGCUUAUCCAGAAGAGAGCUCGCUGAAGGAUGACGAGUGUGCAUCCUCAUCCGGUGGAGGCGGCCAACAUCAGAGAGGCAGCUCGUCCUGCCCGACGUCCCCGCACUUGCGCAAGGCCAGCCCUGCUCCGUCAGAAGAUACCCACAGCACACGAGGCAAGAAAUGCACUCGUUUCAUGGAUCAGGUCUCGGAGAUUGAAUCCAAAAGUGACUGCUUGAGUAUUGGCUCAAUCAUAAGUACAAACAGCGGUUCGCCGUGCUAUGAUGGCGUCUCUCCCACUUUACAGACGUACUCCACGCUGUCACUCACAACCGUCACCACCACUCAAGCUGCUUUGGCCAGCUGUGAGAGUUUAAUGAGUGAGGGGAAGGCCGAGACCAUCGGUGCCGCUGACAUAUGCAAGACUACAAACAUGGUCAGCGGCGUCAGGGUCAAGGCAGAAUCCACCAGUGUGUUGAUGGACGGAGCUGACUCUCGCCGGUGUGAAAUGGGAGGUGCCCGUAGGAAGAGCGACUCCACUUCUCGAGAUGACAUGAACCCAUCUGAGCGGCUGCUGGCCUCGAGGAAGAAGUCUGGCACGGGCUGCGAGAAGGAGCACAGAUCUCAACCUGGAAAUCUGUCAGACAUAUCUGAAAUAAAGGGCAUGCCGUCACUGCACACUGCUGGCUGUCCUGACUUGCUCGCCGUGAUUCAUACCAGGUGUGAGAAUGUUUUCUUGGACAAAAAGGGACAAACCAAAGCCAGGCUCAUCUCCCUGUCAUCGUUCUCCUCAUCAUUUGAAGAGCCUUCAGAGUUCUCAUCCAGGAGGUCCAUGGUGGGUGGAUUUGGAAAUUGUGAAACCGUGAGAGAAAAUGUUGUCUACAGUGGGUCCAUGUUGGAUGUUGGAGACAGCCUGUCUGAAGUUAAUUCAUCUCAGGUAAGCCUGGAGGAAGGGAAUGUUAUCAGGGCUUCAUCUAGGUCUGUGCUCCCCGUCUCAACAAGUGCCCACGAUAGGCACGCUUUCCUUGUGACAGGUGGUGGUCUGAAAACAAGCCAGAAUCUGCAUAAUACCACAACAGCUUCAAUCUAUACGGUAGAUGACAGAAAUAGCGAUGCCGAUCAAGCCAAUGGCCAUCUGUUACUUUGUAAACGUGAUUCCUCCCUGUCACAUACCAGCAUUGGCAGUGAUUGUGCCAUGGCUGCGUCACCUCUCCCUGAUGUUGAAAUGCCGACGUACCUGCCUGACACUGUUGGUGCUGCCGCCUCCUCACCAAGAUCGUCAGAAGUUGCCUGCUGUCACGUAUCUUUCCACAGUCCUGUCAAUUCUUUAAGCAGACAUAAAGCAGUGAAAAUCAACAUGGCCCCAUUGUACAAACCUUCCUCUGAACCACAUACACACAAAAGCACUGACAUUUACAGCCAAGACAGUUGUCCUUACACAUGUGCACAUUUGACCCCAACUGAAACCAACAAAAACUUAGCCGAAGACCAAGUGACUUUACCGUUGAUUUCCUCCAUAUCAGAGCCUCAACUUAGCCAUCAUUCACCAUCAUUUUUGCCUUGUCGGGGGACCAAAGACGCCGGCAGAUACCCUUCAUCGGUCCCAGCUGAACCUCAACAAGGGAAGACAAACGAGGUGCUCUCCACACACACACAACAUUCUCUGCGGUCCAGGUUGAACCUGCUUGAAGGUCAGGGUCAACUUGAAACAGUCAAAGUGGAAUGCCUUUACACUGAUGUGUGAGUUUAGUUUUUGUCACAGGGUGCUUCUUUUCCAUUGUUACAUGUUGGUGUCUUUUCAGGUUAGACCAGAGGGAAAUAAAGAGACUCUGCAUUGACCAAGUAUGGAUAUGUUUGACUAGGGUUUUACAUCUCAUUUAAAGUCUACCUUUUCAAAUACCCGUAGAGUUGAGCUUUUUUUUAGGCCUUAUUGUUUAAAGUAAGUGAAUGCAGUUGAUCCCAACAAAGCCAAUAGAACUUGAGUUCUAAACGUUUCUAUUUAAUCAUUGCCGCAGUUCUAAAGUAAACAAAAUAAAAACAUAUUCCACCUAAAAUUCAAAAGGGUGUUUGAAUUUUUUGUUGAUUGUCAACUCAUAAAAGCAAAAUAUAAAUAAAAACCAAAUAAUUGUUUUGAUUAAGUUUAGUGUGUUUCGUUAUAAAAUAAUUUUAGUUUUAGAUGUUGUGUCCUUUUGGGUGAUGGUAUCAUAACCUUGCUCCAUCAAUGUUCACCACUCAGCUAAUGAUGAAAGAGCUCAACGUUUUAAAAAGAAAUCAAUAUCACCAUUUUGGGGCCUCUUGUUUUGUGAAAUAAUGCAUCAAAUAAGCAACGUGAGAACCUUUCAUAGACAUUAUUGGACAUAGAGGUUGACUUACGUUUGGGAUUUUAAAUUUCCUUGAUGGUAAUUAAAUUAUUUAUAUUUAAAGUAACAUAUUGCCUAUAAUUUACAAUAAUAAAUAUAAAGUGUAACCAAAGGCUUGUGUAUUUUUGUACUCUUCCAUUGUCCGUGUUAUUUCACUCCUCAUAGAGUCAAGAUAAUAUUUUUAACAUUAUUUGCAAUGUGCCGCCAUGAAGAGUGGUGACUGGUGAUAAAUAAACUGUAUUCAUUCCUAAAUAAUGGUCUUUUCAUCUCAGCACAUCUAUUUUGCCUAGUCCAAUAAAUGACUUAAUUUUUACGCAAAGCUACAUCUGUGUUUAUCAGAGUUAAUUAGUACGUUAGGAAGUUUAAGUUAGUGUCAAAAUGUGCAACUAAUGCUUCUAUCUUUUUCUUAAUUUGCAAUACUUUCCAGAAAACGUUUGAUUUCUUUUUUAAAAGUAACUGUAGAAUAAUUAACUUCUAUACUGGUACUUAUAAUUAAACCAGCACCAACUGAGAAAUCUGCUGCCACACCCUAAAUGGUGGCACAUGACAUUUUUGUUGAUUGUUGAAUUUGUACAGAGCCAUAUUGCAUUAUAUAAUAAACUUGCUGAAUGGGUCAUAGUAUUACAUGUUUCUGAUGUAAACAUUUUGUUACAAUUUGUGUCAUGACUUUUGUGUGCUUUGAUUUUGCUGAAUUUUUGGACAUUGCCAUUUACUCGUAUUUAUCACUGGAAUUAAAGUCCCCCAAUUGAUUCAAUUACAAGUCGCAGUUGCUAUUUUUUUUAAAAAUAUAUUUUAAGUUUUUUUGUUGUUUUUUUUUUGGUCUUUUUCUCAUCUCAAAAUGUCCACUACAAGGCAAGUUUUGAAUUUUUUAUUUUGUUCCAACUAUUUUAGUAUACUUUUAUGUUUUAUUAAUAUUCUAUUCAAAGUUAUUGUAAUUUUUACUUGGUGUAGCUGGUCAUGUAAUCACAAAUAUAAUCAUAAUGGCUGAAAAUUCAGUGAAAAGCGUUUUUGGUAAAGACAAACCCAAUGGAGGAGAGAUUGAGAUAUUGCUGACUCAUUGGACAGAUGAAAGUGAAAUUUUAGAAAAAAAAUCAUAUUAAUAUUAGAUCUAAACCAGCAUUUUAAUUUUACAAUUUAGAAGCAUUUCUAAGACGGGUUUUUAGUUUUUAACUGGAUAUAUCAUUUCAACUGAUUGAUGUAGGCUGUUGGCUUUUCAAAACUGUACAGAACAACGGUAUGGUACAUUAUAAAAAUUAUAUUUGAAUUAUGUUAUAUUUUUUUUAUUUACAAUAGUACCCAGUACCUGCAAUAGAUGUAGGUACCGGUAUAUAGAAUUAUAUUUAAAAUACAAUAAUAUCGGGGCUGAAGGUAAAAUAUAUUGAAGUUAUAGUACCUAUAAAUAGUAUUUUAGCAGAGUGAAAUACAGCCAAUCUGUUGCUAUUUAAAACACUAAAAAAAAAAAAGUCUGUAAUAUUUGAGAAUUAAUCUAUCAUUAGAUAUAGCUUAAAAAUGAUUAUGUGGACGUCCUAAUCUGUACAACAAUAAGCAGCCACUAAUGAAGAGAUCAAUAACUUGUCCUGUCCCUACAGCUGUGACCAUCCUCUAAUGAUAAGAUGUAUAGCUAUGUAAAAAUGCUUUGAUUUUUACCGGUAUACAAAAUUAUAUUAUAUUAAUUUUAAAUAUUUGCUAUUUAUUUUUGCUGCUUUCAGCCUUAUUCCUAUUUGUUAUUAACUAUUAACAUAUGAUCAUCAUCCAGAAAGGACUGUCCUGUGGAUGUGAUGUACAUUGUAUAUGAUGGUACUGUGAUGUACAAUGUACAUGAUGGUGCUGUGAUGUACAAUUUAUAUGAUGGUGAUGUGGAGUACAAUGUAUAUGAUGGUGCUGUGAUGUAUAAUGUAUAUGAUGGUGCUGUGAUGUACAAUGUAUAUGAUGGUGCUGUGAUGUACAAUGUAUAUGAUGGUGCUGUGAUGUACAAUGUAUAUGAUGGUGCUGUGAUGUACAAUGUAUAUGAUGGUGCUGUGAAUUGUUUUCUGUAGUUAAUCCAGCUGUGGGGCAAUGGUACUUCUAGACCAGUUAAGUUAAAAAAAUUUUGUAAACUGUUUUCCAUUGUUAUUUAUGAUCAUUUCGUUUGCUACUUCAACUGAUAUUAAAAAUGAUCUAUCCAUAAUACUUUGAAACUUACAUAUUGCAAAUUAUGCUGAUUUUUUUCCCUUCUAUGUUUUUUUUCUACACCAGGCAUAUUUUUAGUGCGCCUCACACCCCUCUUGAUUUCAGAGCAUUUCCCGCACCCCAAUCUCGAUUUCAACACUAAAAUCCCAUACACCCUAAAAAAUGUAAAUAAAUCUGAUUUUCUGAGUCUCCCUGCACCUCCUGAGACCACCUCAGGCUCCGGCACCCAUGUUUAAGAACUGGUGGGUUAGUGUCCCAUUAACAGUAACAGACCUCAAAAAGUUUGAACUGUCAACAUUAAAAAAAAAUACAUUUUAACUAUUUUUUGCAUUACCGGUACUUGAAUUGAUUGAAAUUUAAAAGAAAAUUUUAUAUCCCAUCCAAAUGUUCCCAACAGUUGAAACCCUAUUUUACAAUGACUUUGUCUGGUCAUUUCUUGGUCAAUUUUGGAAAAUAUAGUCUCCAAAAAAAGCCACUUUUUUUUUGCUGAAUUUGAAUUAUUUAUUCUUUUUAACUCUAAUUCUAAUUCAAGUUUCUAGGGUAGUUACAUCCCUCCUUUUUUUUUUUGUUUAUCAAAAUAUUGAAGAAGGCUGCAACUAUUCGCACCCGGGUACCGGGUAUCAGAAGUGAGAGAUUGGGAUUAAAAAACUAUUUAAAAUAUUACUGGUAUUGUUGGGUUUGUAAGACAAAAUGAGGUAUCAAAUGAAAGAUAAUUGAAAUUGAAUGGUCUAUAUGUUUGUAAACUUACCUCUUCAGUUUAACUAAAAUAAACUACCGGGUACCACAAAUGACAUCCGAAUGGGAUUUAGUCUAAAGAGACCCAGGUCCGAAUAGGGGCUAAGCCGAAUAAAUUCAAACGGUCCUAAAUUUAUAUUACCGGUACUUUAGAUUAAUAAGCUCAAAAACUUAAAUAUUAUUUUUGAAGAAGUACGUUUUUUUUCCAAUAAUUUUAAAUGAAAUGUAUCCACAAGCAGCAGUGUGUCCCCGUGUGGAGGAGUUCUUUGUAAUCUCAGAUCAAGGACUGGAGGUCUGCUCUCACUCAACAUUUCUUUAACCCUUUGACACCCACCACCAUUAAUAGUUAUAAGACAGGUGUGGUCCUCUGUAGUUGGCUGGCCAUUCUCAGAGAUUGGUGGUGCAGACCACAUCAUCUAGUCAAAUACUUGAUGUAGAUGAGGAAAAAACUGCAGAAUGUGACCAUGGCAUUAACCUAAGCCAGUCACAUUCAGAAUGGGACGAGGGUGUUGGUCAUCAAAGUCACAGGUGUCGUCCUCUGUAGUUGGCUGGCCAUUCCCCAAAGAUUGGUGGAGCACACCACCAUAUCAUCUAGCCAAAUACUUGAUGAAGUUAAUGUAGAUGAAGAAAAAAGCUGCAGAAUGUGACCAUGGCGUUAACGUAAACCAGUCACAUUCAGAAUGUGACCAGGGUGUAGUUCCAAGCUGGUCACAAUCAGCUGUAUCAGUGAUGGGAAGACUUUUUCAAGCCCAAGUGUCUCUCUUCUGAUCUAUAGUGUUCACUCGAUCUUGCAGUUGCCGGUAUCAUUUUUAUUCUCCAACUUAUUUUUAUCAUUCUAAUUCUAUUGCUAGUGGUAAAUCUUUUUUUUUUUUUGACAUCCCCAUAAGAAAUUUGGACCUGUGGUGGGUUAAAAAUAUUUUACGUUAAAAUUUAUUUAAUGAAUUGAUUUUAUAAAUUUGUUUUCUAUUUUAAUAUGUGAUAUUAUUUCAUCUUUUGCAAACCUUUUUCUUUUUUUUGGUUGUAUAAGGUUGCAUUAUGUAAUUUUUAAAAAUCUGUUUAGGAUAUCCUCAAGUGUACAUUUUUGUCCAUAACCAUGAAUACUUGGUGGUGUACAUUUGUAGUACAUUCAGUUGCAGCCCUUGAUUUACAAAAAUCACAAUUUUAGGAUUAAAAGAAGAAAACGCUUAACAAAUAAAAUCCUCUUCAUACUGUGAACAAAACAUUCCUGAAACACUCUGUAAACACAAAGUACCUGGUACCGGUACUAAAGUUUGUAGUUAAUCUUUUAUAAUAUAAUACCGUUAUAAUAGUACAAGUACAAUGUAGAAAUCAAAAUUUAAUGCACCUUAUGUAAAUAUGACACAUGGGAUUGUAUUUGCUUAAAGUUAAAGUGCAUAUCAGUAUGAACUUUAGGAAUGAUGAAAGUCUUUGUAAAUCAAGAACUGCCUGUAUCUCUGUUAAGUCCAAUGCUAUGAAGAUUUCAAUGGUAAACAAAAUUUGUAAACAUAUAUUCUCAGAGAGAAAUUGAUAUAUAUCUUUUAACCAAAUUCAAUAUUCAUGUACCAAAUUAAUAGACAUUUUAUUUUUGACAUUUAAAAUUUGUUUUUAAAAAACAAUAAUGAUGACGAUGAUAAGAAUAAAGCUCUGAAGGUGA